AUAGGGUUUUAUGCUACUCAACCCCAUACCCAACAACUCUUCCUCCUUCCCCAACACAACACAACACAACACAACACAACACAAGCGCGCACUGCUCUCAGACCCGCUCUCCCCUCAGAAGCAAGAAGACGGUUGGUUUUCAUCUUCAACAGUGAAAAACAAUGAGGAAGCUAAAGUUCCAUGAGCAGAAGCUUUUAAAGAAGGUCAAUUUUUUGGAAUGGAAGAGAGAAGGAGGUCACAGAGAGAACCUCGUUAUGCAGCGCUACCACGUUACUGGACGGGAUGAUUACAAAAAAUAUUCAAGCUUAUGCGGAAUGGUUCAGAAGUUGGUAAACAUAUUGAAACAGAUGGACCCCAAGGACCCUGUUCGGGUCGAUAUGACUGAUAAGCUUUUGGAAAAACUUUACAACAUGGGUGUGAUUCCAACCAGGCAAAGCAUCACACAAUGUGAACACUUAACUGUUUCAUCCUUCUGUAGGCGUAGGCUCUCGACUGUUUUGGUGCGACUAAAAUUUGCUGAGCACUUGAAAGAAGCUGUGACGUAUAUUGAGCAGGGGCAUGUGCGAGUUGGUCCAGAGACAGUUACAGAUCCAGCUUUCCUUGUAACUAGAAACAUGGAAGACUUUGUGACAUGGGUGGAUUCAUCCAAGAUAAAGAGAAAGGUGCUUAAGUACAAUGACAAGUUGGACGACUAUGAUAUAAUGAAUUAAGGGGAAAGCCUAGGGCUUUGGCUUAUUGUGGGUAGAGCAAUUUCUUGUUAUAGACGUGGGUGAAUGAAGACUACAUAGAAUUGUAGGAUGAGUUUGUGUUCUUUUUUUCUUUGCGGUUAUUCUAGGAAAGCUUGGAUUUUAACUGGUUAUUUUUAAUUCCAUAUUAAGAUUGUGUAAUGAACCUAGAAUCUAGUGCAUCGUGAUCCAUGAUGGUGGUGUUAAAUCUUUAAAAUAUGUAUUUUGCAUUUUCAGUGGAUGAUGAGCCAUUGUAUUUGAUCUGGAAUUGGAUACAGAGUAAAGGAUUUGCAAGAACAAAA
Molecule: messenger RNA, 1027 nt
Organism: Lotus japonicus
Lineage: Eukaryota; Viridiplantae; Streptophyta; Magnoliopsida; Fabales; Fabaceae
Product: U3 small nucleolar ribonucleoprotein protein IMP3-like
Exons: 4
Coding region: 162-710 (182 amino acids)
Biological process (GO): rRNA processing
Cellular component (GO): small-subunit processome; small ribosomal subunit; Mpp10 complex
Molecular function (GO): snoRNA binding; structural constituent of ribosome; rRNA binding
Source: RefSeq, a predicted model, not a curated record